AUGACAAAUGUGCUCGCGUUUUCACAAGUGAAGGAUUUUCUCCGGAAAUGUAACCUCCUGGAGUAUUAUGAAAGGCUCAUUGCUGAAGGUUUUGACGACUUGCAAUCGGUAUGUGCGUGUUCCUUGGUUCUCAAAAAACGCGUAAAGUCUGUGUGUGUCUUAGUUGAUAAUGAAGGACAGGGUGAAGUUGUCAAUUUUGUUUGGUUAUUUGAAGAGUUGCUGGAUGUGACCGAAUCGGAUCUUAUCGCAAUGGAUGUGAAGAGAGGUCACCGAAGGCGAUUGCAACGUGAAAUAGCCACGGUUAAAGGGGUUCAUCCUAACUUACCAUUGUAUAUACCACCAGGUCCAGCAUUUGAGGAAGUUAGCAUAACAAAUUCAACUGCACCACCACCACCAAUACCAAUGCAAGUUCAAACAACGCCAACGUCAAUAUCAUCAACAAAUGACAAUAGCAUACUCCAAAAUAAAUACGCGAAUCUAAACACACAAACUAAUAAUCAUCAUGGGCCUCCAUUACCAUCCUUGUCAUCAAGAGAUCGUCAUCAAUAUGCAACAAAAGAAGAUGACCCCCCGGAUAAUAAUAGAGAUUUACAAGACAACGGAAAUCCUAAAAGAAAGUAUAAACGUCACCCGAAACGAGACAAAAAUGCACCAGUGAAACCGUUGUCUGCUUAUGUGAUGUUUGCUCAUCGCGUACGUGAAGAAUAUCAAGGUCAAAAUAUUUCGUUUCCGGAUAUGGCAAAGAUUGUAGGCGAGCGAUGGAAAACUAUUCCAAUUUCCGAGAAAGAGGCAAUUGAAGCUGAUGCUGCCAAGGCUAAAGAAAAGUAUCGCGCGGAACUAGAAGUAUACAAAACUACGGAUCAGUGGAAGCAAUAUCAAGAAUACCUUAAAGAUUUCAAAGCUAAAUACGAGACUUCACCUUUCCGCGGAGAUCUUAUUAAUAAACAACGAAAACGCUCUAAACUUGAACCAUUACCAGAGCCAGACAAUAUCAGUCAUUCUGGUUAUUCAAGUGCUCGAUCCACCUCACUCGGAUAUCAAAGUAGUGGCAGCAGCAAUUCGAAUGGCGAACAUAAUCUUCACAGCCAUCACGGAACACCGCCGAUGAAUGUAGGAGGAGGAGCACCACCUCGUCUUAAUACAUUUAACAGCGCGGGAUCAAAUUACGAUGCACCAUUCCAUCAUAAUAGUAAUGGAUUUGAUGAUUCCGGUGUUUCGACCGAUAAUUCUUCUGCGACUACUAGUACUAAUAAUACUCCCCCGGCUGCUUCAAUAGAAAAUGAAGAUAUGAAUAACAAUGUGAAUAAUUCAACUCAAUUGAAGCAGCAGCAACAACAGCUAACAUCUCUUCAACAGCAGUCCAUUCAACAACCAUUACAAAUGCCACAACAGCAAAAGCAACAGGAUUCAUCAACUAUUGUUCGCUAA
Ambispora gerdemannii is the source of this 1428-nucleotide messenger RNA. The record is from the annotation of a GenBank genome assembly. Lineage: Eukaryota; Fungi; Glomeromycota; Glomeromycetes; Archaeosporales; Ambisporaceae.